Oikopleura dioica is the source of this 597-nucleotide messenger RNA. Lineage: Eukaryota; Metazoa; Chordata; Appendicularia; Copelata; Oikopleuridae. The record is from the annotation of a GenBank genome assembly.
AUGAGCACUACAGAUGUGAAUUGCGUUCCAGGGGAAAGAUUGGGCAGUACAGACGAGUGUGAAGCAGGAAGGGGCACUUAUGUCAGGAAAAGUUUCAUCUACGCAUCGAGGAUUGGAAAGGUGAAAAAUACAGUCGACGCGAAUAAAAAGAUUCUGAUUGAAGUUGUGAGAAAGGAUGAGCCGCCGUUACCGCAAGUUGGCUCGAUUGUGACUGUAAAGAUCGUGCAAGUAACCCAGCGACAGUGCCGUGCGACGAUUUAUGCUGUUGACGGAAUCGCCACAUCGUCUCCUUUCAAGGGUUUGAUCCGCCGAGAAGACGUCCGUCGAACCGAGCGCGAUCGAGUCGAACUUUCCAAAUGCUUCCGACCAAACGACAUCGUCUUUGCCAAAGUUAUGAGUCUCGGGGACUCGCAGAGCUAUUUGCUGUCGACAGGAGGCGACGAACUCGGAGUGGUUCUGGCAAAGAGCCGCGCUGGGGUGCGACUGGAGCCAAUUUCGUGGAAUGAAAUGAGAUGCCCGCUGACGGGAGUGAAAGAGCCAAGAAAAACUGCCAGAAUUAGAGCUGAAUUUGUUGAAACUCUGCCUGCAUCAGCUUGA